Messenger RNA from Acanthoscelides obtectus, 1491 nucleotides. NCBI's taxonomy places the organism in Eukaryota, Metazoa, Arthropoda, Insecta, Coleoptera, Chrysomelidae. The record is from the annotation of a GenBank genome assembly.
CAAAACUUCCAUUUUGUUCAGUAAAUGUGAUCGUGAGCGUUGUGAGCACGAAAGCAUUUAUGUUUUGAACACGAAAGCUUGCAAUUGCAAACAUAAAAUAUAGCUGCAAUUUUGUCACAAUUUGCUUUUUGUUAUAUACAUAUAUAUAUAUACUUUCAUUAUUAGCUUUAUAUUAUAGUCGGUAAGUAUUUCAAAACUAUAUACAAUCAUCAACAUGCCUAAAAAGAAGAGAGGAAACAACUGGUAUGCCAAGAAACGUAUCAUCAAGAAUCCUACAACUAUUUCUAUAAAUGAUUCGAUGCAAGAUGAACCCGAAAUUGAACAAAUUGCAGAGUCUAUGACUGUAGAGCAACCACAGCCUGGUCCUUCCACAGCAACACAUACUCCAGGUCAAACACAGGAGUCAAACAUCUCGGUAAAAGGGAAAAAACGUAAACAUAAAAGGAAGUUAUGUCUAAGCAAACGAAAAAAACAUACAGUAAUUCAUACAGCUUCUCUACACAGUGAUCACUCCUCUUCAUCACUUACAUCUUCUUCUACAAUAGAUCAACAAAUGGUUAUUCAUAACACUACAGCAAGUUCAGACAUUCCUAUACAAACAACAACAAAAGGAAAAAUGAACAAAGGCAAAACACCAUUGAAAAAAUCUAAAAAACCAAACGAACCUCUGCAGUCAACACUUCCAGUAAUAUCACAACAUCUAAUACAAUGCUCAGUAAGCCAAUCAAAUGAGGAGGUUUUUAUUAACGAAGCAAGUAGAAUUAUAACUGCAUUCCCCAAUAAUCACAUUGCUAUACCAGGUCCAUCACGACUUUCAAAUACAAGUAUUGUUCCUGUAGCAAUCACGCCACAAAGGACAUGUACUAAUAGUUCAGAGAUUGUUAACCAUCCAACAAAUAUAUGGGCAUUGUCACAACAAGACAUUGAAGAAACUACCUCUUUGCUAACAAUGAGUACUUCCACAAGGAUGGAAAUUGAUAUCCCAUUACAACACAUUGAACCGAUAGAAACGUCAUCCUUACCAACUUUAAACCAACAACAGAGUGAUGACAAUAUCACUAUGACAAUGGGACACGAUGAACUUAAUGACAUAUUAGCUAACCUUAAUAUAGACAAUUUACUAGAAAAUACCAAUAAUAUAAUAACCGAAAAUGUAACUGAAACUAUUCAUCGAAGAGGGAAUCAUUACAUGGCGGCAACUAAUCAUUACACAGGUCUAUAUACAUUGGGAACUUUCACUUUUACCUGUUCUCACUGUAGAGCCUUACAUUUUUAUGUGAAAAAAAUUCCAGAAAUGUUUAUUCAAAUUGUUGUAAGGAUGGUGCAGUACAUCUGCCUCCAUUUGAUUCAUAUCCUGAACAAUUAAGAGUACUAUUUCAAGAUCGAGAAUUUAUGGAAAACGUGCGUUAUUAUAACAAUAGUUUCGCAUUCGCCAGCCUAGCUACCAAUACUAUAAAUCCGCCUGGUCGAGGACCUUAUGUAUUCAAGGUA